AUGGCAGAGAAAUUGAAUCUGGGAGAUCCCUACCUGAUUGAUUGCCAUGCUUCCUCAUUCACCCUACAGCCUGAGGACAGAGUUGUGGUCGCAGGUCACCCGGUCACCCUGUCCUGUGCAGUUGCAGGCUAUCAUGGAAUUGUUCUGUGGACAAAGGACGGCCUGGGAUUGGGGGUCGAGAAGCAGCUGCCAGGCUUUCCACGUUACUCCAUUGUGGGAGACCAUGCCGCCGGCGAAUACAGCCUGCGCAUUGAGAAGGCAGAGCUCAUUGACGAUGCAGUAUACGAAUGUCAGGCAACGCACGUGGCCCUGCGUUCCCAGCCAGCCCGGCUGACGGUGUUGAUACCUCCAGAUAAUCCAGUCAUCAGCAGUGGGCCCAUCGUUAGCCUGAAAGUGGGAGACUCUCUGAACCUAACAUGUCGUGCAGACAAUGCCAAGCCAGCAGCUGUCAUCACCUGGAUACGAGAUGGAGAGCCCCUGAAAGGGGCCACCUACAUAAAGAGACUACUGAAGGAUGGGAAAAGAGAGAGCAUCAUCAGCAGCCUGCACAUCCCACAAUCCGAAAUCGAAAACGGGCAGCGCAUCAUCUGCAGAGCAAAGAACGCAGCAGUCCCGGAGGGGAGGGAAGCUGAAGUCACGAUUGAUAUCCAACACCCGCCUCUGGUGAACCUGACCGUGGAGCCACAGCCUGUCCUGGAAGGAAGCACAGUGAGAUUCCGAUGCUCUGCAAAAGCAAAUCCUGCGGUCAGCCUGUACAGAUGGGCAAAGGCUGGUCAGUUGCUGAGAGGAAUUCUGGGUGAGACAUACGAGACAAUUGUGGACUACACCUUCUUUACAGAGCCUGUAUCCUGUGCCGUGUCGAAUCCAUUGGGAAGUACAAACAUCAGCAGAACCGUCGAUGUGUACUUUGGCCCCCGGCUGAUUUCUGAGCCCCAGUCUCUGUCUGUCGACCUGGGGUCGAGCGCCAUCUUUAACUGCGCCUGGACUGGAAACCCGUCUCUCACCAUCGUGUGGAUGAAGCGAGGCUCCGGGGUGGUUCUCAGCAAUGACAACAUCAUGACUCUAAAGGCCGUUGCCCAGGAGGAUGCUGGGAAGUAUGUCUGCAGGGCCGUUGUGCCGCGAGUUGGUGCUGGGGAGAGGGAGGUCAGCCUGAUGGUCAAUGGGCCCCCCAUCAUUUCCAGCACACAGAUGCAGCACGCUCUACAGGGCAAGAAAGGGCAGAUCAAGUGCUUCAUCCGGAGUACACCUCCUCCCGAUCGAAUAGCCUGGUCAUGGAAGGAGAACGUUCUAGAAUCAGGGACUUCAGGACGUUACACAGUGGAGACAGUGAGCAUGGAGGAAGGCGUGAUCUCCACACUGACCAUCAGUAACAUCGUACGUGCGGACUUCCAGACAAUUUACAACUGCACGGCUUGGAACAGCUUUGGUUCCGAUACGGAAAUUAUUCGCUUGAAAGAACAAGAGGCGGUCUCGCUGGCUGUUGUCAUCGGCGUGGCAGUUGGGGCUGGAGUGGCAUUUGUUGUCGUCUUGGCAACAAUCACAGUCAUCUGCUGCUCACGGUCCCAGAGAAAUGGUAAAGGUGAUGUCUCAGCCAAGAAUGACAUCCGGGUCGAGAUUGUCCACAAGGACCACAAUGGAACCCAGCAACCGGGAGACCAGACAAUUAAAAACGUGAUGAUCGACAGGGGAGAGUUUGAUCAAGACCCAGUGUUGAAACAACUGGAAGUUCUCAAGGAAGAGGAGAAGGAAUAUCAGCACAUCAAGGAUCCCACGAACGGUUAUUACAGCGUCCGCACGUUCCCGGACCUUCGGCCAGCUGGCAACACUGCCACUGUGGGGUGCCCACCUGACCACAGGCCCAAUGUGAAACAGCGGGUGCCCACAGGCAUGUCCUUCUCCACCCUCUACACGCAGCUGAGUGCAGCCAACCGCAUGUACGAAUAUGGGCAACGCUUUGUGUUGGGAAACGGCAGUAGCUCCAUUGAGCUGUGCGAGCGGGAGUAUCAACGAGGCUCCAUGAGUGACAGCAACUCCUUCCUGGACAACCAGUGCAACAGCAGCGUCAGCAGCAACAGCAAGCAGGACAGCUCAGUCCAGUUCGAUGAGGCCAGCAAGGCCUCAGCCUCCUCCCACUAUUCGCACUCCUCCUCCCAGAACUCUGACUUAACGCGACCACUGCAGAGGCGGAUGCAGACCCACGUCUAA
Messenger RNA from Carcharodon carcharias (great white shark), 2205 nucleotides. It is a transcript of the gene kirrel3a, whose product is annotated as kirre like nephrin family adhesion molecule 3a. Gene Ontology annotation, cellular component: cell-cell junction. Gene Ontology annotation, molecular function: cell adhesion molecule binding. The record is from RefSeq and is a predicted model, not a curated record. Lineage: Eukaryota; Metazoa; Chordata; Chondrichthyes; Lamniformes; Lamnidae. Bases 1 to 2205 code for a protein of 734 amino acids. The transcript is spliced from 15 exons. Gene Ontology annotation, biological process: cell-cell adhesion; synapse assembly.